AUAACUUUACUUUUUCUCUCCCUCCCACCCCUUAAUCACAACUUUUAAAUUUCUGUUAUCCAACGGCUUUAUCAUUUUCCAUCUCUUAAUUACUAUUAAUUAUUUCCUUAAUUACAAUAAUUUAGCAACCUCCUUCCUCUCCUCUUCUCUUUUAUCUUCUACCUUUUUUCUCCUUUUCCUUUUCUUUUUUCCUUUGAGCUUAAUAGAUAACAAGAAGAACCAUUUUUUCUCAAGGAUUUCAAGUACCCACUUAAAGAGAAAGAAAGAGAGAAAAGAAAAGGAUGAACAGAAAAGAGAAACAAAGAAAAGGAGAGGCUUAGCUUCUUCCUUGUAUUUGAAGACUCUCUUUUCUGUUGAAGAUGUUUGAUUCCUUAAGCCCAUGCACACUUGAAGUUUCUCAGAUUCCCUUCUUCACUACUUUACCUUUCUUUACUACAAAAUCUAUUACUACCCUUUGGCUUUGCUUCAAGUCCUUCCAAAUUCAAUUCCCCUGAAAAUAAUUUCUCCCAACGAUAAACUAAGGAAAAACCAUGGUCCCCUUCUUCAUUGUUUUUCUGACUCUACUCUCUAUCCUUACAAACUCUUCAUCUGCUUCUUUGGUUAGUGACUUCAAUGUCUUACUCUCUCUUAAACGAGGCUUUCAAUUCCCUCAACCUUUCUUGAGCACGUGGAAUUCCUCGAAUCCUAGCUCAGUUUGUUCUUGGGUUGGAGUUAGUUGUUCUAGAGGAAGAGUUGUUUCAUUGGACUUGACAGAUUUCAAUCUCUACGGUUCUGUUUCACCUCAACUUUCAAGGCUCGAUCGACUGGUGAACUUGUCACUUGCAGGAAAUAACUUCACAGGCACUGUUGAGAUUAUCAGGUUGAGUAGUCUUCGGUUUCUUAACAUCUCAAACAAUCAAUUCAGUGGUGGUCUGGAUUGGAACUAUUCAGAAAUGGCGAAUCUGGAAGUGUUUGAUGCUUACAACAAUAACUUCACUGCUUUUCUUCCACUUGGCAUUUUGAGCUUGAAGAAACUCAGGUACUUAGAUCUUGGUGGGAACUUCUUCUAUGGGAACAUACCACCUAGUUAUGGUAGACUAGUGGGGUUGGAGUAUCUUUCGCUUGCGGGAAAUGAUCUUCGUGGAAGAAUUCCUGGUGAAUUGGGAAAUCUUUCCAACUUGAAGGAGAUUUUCUUGGGGCAUUACAAUGUUUUUGAGGGCGGUAUUCCUGCAGAGUUUGGCAAUCUUAUGAAUCUAGUUCAGAUGGAUUUAUCAAGCUGUGGAUUAGAUGGUCCAAUUCCGCGCGAGUUAGGGAACUUGAAGAUGCUUGAUACUUUACAUCUGUAUAUCAAUCAUCUUUCAGGUUCUAUUCCAAAAGAGUUAGGCAACUUGACCAACUUGGCGAAUCUUGAUCUUUCGUACAAUGCACUCACCGGCGAAAUCCCAUUUGAGUUCAUCAGUCUUAAACAACUGAAGCUCUUCAAUCUGUUCAUGAAUAGACUGCAUGGUUCUAUACCAGAUUAUGUGGCAGACUUGCCUAAUUUGGAAACAUUGGAGCUAUGGAUGAACAAUUUCACUGGUGAGAUUCCUCGAAAACUUGGCCAAAAUGGUAAGCUUCAGGCUCUUGAUUUGUCUUCAAAUAAGCUUACAGGUACAAUCCCACAAGGCUUGUGUUCCUCUAAUCAGCUAAAGAUUCUAAUUCUUAUGAAAAAUUUCCUGUUUGGGCCAAUCCCAGAUGGGCUGGGGAGAUGCUAUAGUCUUACUAGAGUAAGGCUGGGACAGAACUACUUGAAUGGCAGCAUUCCAGAUGGACUUAUUUACUUGCCUGAGCUGAAUUUGGCAGAGUUGCAGAACAAUGUCCUUUCAGGGACGUUAUCAGAGAAUUGUAAUAGCUCUUCAAGACCUGUUAGAUUAGGCCAACUAAAUCUGUCAAACAAUCUUCUUUCAGGUCCUCUGCCAUUUUCAAUCUCGAAUUUCUCUUCCCUCCAAAUCCUUCUUCUUAGUGGAAAUCAAUUCUCAGGUCCAAUCCCACCUUCUAUAGGAGUACUCCGUCAAGUACUAAAACUUGAUGUUAGUAGAAACUCACUUUCUGGUUCAAUUCCACCUGAAAUAGGAAGCUGUUUCCAUCUCACUUUUCUUGACAUGAGUCAGAACAAUCUCUCUGGCUUAAUCCCGCCUGAGAUAUCCGACAUUCAUAUCUUGAAUUACCUGAACUUAUCAAGAAAUCACUUGAACCAAACCAUUCCAAAGUCCAUUGGUUCAAUGAAAAGUCUCACUAUUGCUGAUUUCUCUUUCAAUGAUUUCUCAGGGAAGUUGCCUGAAUCCGGGCAGUUCUCAUUCUUUAAUGCCUCGUCUUUCGCGGGUAAUCCUCAACUUUGCGGUCCUCUCCUUAAUAAUCCUUGCAAUUUCACCGCCAUCACCAAUACACCAGGAAAAGCACCGAAUGAUUUCAAGCUGAUCUUCGCUUUAGGCCUACUGAUCUGCUCUCUGAUAUUUGCAAUCGCUGCUAUAAUCAAGGCCAAGUCUUCCAAGAAAAAUAGCUCGGAUUCUUGGAAGUUAACAGCUUUCCAAAAGAUAGAAUUCACUGUCACAGACAUCCUGGAAUGUGUAAAAGAUGGAAACGUUAUUGGUAGAGGAGGAGCAGGGAUUGUCUAUCAUGGAAAAAUGCCAAAUGGGGUGGAAGUUGCAGUCAAAAAGCUACUGGGUUUCGGUACACACAGUCAUGACCAUGGUUUCAGGGCAGAAAUUCAAACACUAGGCAACAUCAGGCAUCGAAACAUCGUUAGAUUGCUUGCAUUCUGCUCCAACAAGGAAACCAACUUGCUGGUUUAUGAGUACAUGAGAAAUGGAAGCCUGGGAGAGGCAUUACACGGCAAAAAAGGUGCAUUCUUGAGUUGGAAUUUGAGAUACAAAAUUGCCAUUGAAGCUGCCAAAGGACUGUGCUACCUUCACCAUGACUGUUCCCCACUGAUUGUUCAUCGAGACGUAAAAUCCAACAACAUUCUUCUAAAUUCAAGCUUCGAAGCACAUGUUGCAGAUUUUGGAUUAGCUAAAUUCCUCAUCGAUGGUGGGGCAUCAGAAUGCAUGUCAGCAAUUGCAGGGUCUUACGGCUACAUAGCACCUGAAUAUGCAUACACUUUGAAGGUGGAUGAGAAGAGUGAUGUGUAUAGUUUUGGAGUCGUCCUUUUAGAGCUUCUCACGGGCCGGCGACCAGUGGGUGAUUUUGGGGAUGGGGUAGAUAUUGUACAAUGGAGCAAAAGAGUAACAAAUAACCGCAAAGAAGAUGUCUUGAACGUUAUUGAUUCAAGGCUAACAAUGGUGCCUAAAGAUGAAGUAAUGCAUUUAUUUUUCAUCGCAUUGCUAUGUAGCCAAGAAAAUAGCAUCGAACGUCCUACAAUGAGAGAAGUGGUCCAAAUGCUCUCAGAAUUCCAUCAUCACUCGUUGGAUUACCAUUCUUCGUCUUCUUCGGUUAUUUUCCAACAAUUGAAAAAUAGUGAAACAGAGAAAAAAUAUGCAAAAUUUAAAUCAGAUCUUUUGGUAUAAGAAGCUUUGGAUAAUUCUUUUUUCCCUCCUUAGAAUUUCAAUGUUGUCUUUUAAAUUGGCUUGAUUUUGUCAUAGUUUUUCUUUUCCUUUUUUAAUGUGCAAAAGUAAAUUUUACCUUUUUUAAAUAUUGGGUUUAGAUAUAGGCAGAGAAGAAGAUUUGGGUACCAAAAUAGAUGUAGGAAUAAUUUUGUGGUUCGCACUUCUUUUAAUGAAGUGUUGUUUUAUUAGGUGGAGAGCUUGCAAAUCUUUUUAAUUGAUAGUUGUGCCUGCUCUUUGUAUUAUACUUUUUCUUUUUCCUAAUGUACACAAAAUGCUAUUUCUGAUU
Messenger RNA from Ricinus communis (castor bean), 3846 nucleotides. Its product is annotated as leucine-rich repeat receptor-like serine/threonine-protein kinase BAM3. Gene Ontology annotation, biological process: protein phosphorylation. NCBI's taxonomy places the organism in Eukaryota, Viridiplantae, Streptophyta, Magnoliopsida, Malpighiales, Euphorbiaceae. The record is from RefSeq and is a predicted model, not a curated record. Gene Ontology annotation, molecular function: ATP binding; protein binding; protein kinase activity. Bases 531 to 3521 code for a protein of 996 amino acids. The transcript has 2 exons.